Molecule: messenger RNA, 1990 nt
Organism: Magnolia sinica
Lineage: Eukaryota; Viridiplantae; Streptophyta; Magnoliopsida; Magnoliales; Magnoliaceae
Product: probable WRKY transcription factor 31
Exons: 6
Coding region: 74-1801 (575 amino acids)
Biological process (GO): regulation of DNA-templated transcription
Molecular function (GO): DNA-binding transcription factor activity; sequence-specific DNA binding
Source: RefSeq, a predicted model, not a curated record
ACUUCAGAGACUUUCAUACCCUUUCUCUUUCUUUCUCUCUCUCUCUCUCUUUCGUCUCUUCCAUUCUCCUUUCAUGGACAAAGGUGGAGGACUCAGCUUAGAUUUCCUAUCCAAACCCAACUCGUUUCUUGACUCAGCGAUUCAACCCAAGAGGAAGCGAGAUCUCAUUGACUCCAUGAAUCAUCGAUUCUAUCUCGACUCAGCGGCUCCGAUCCGUGAUCAUGAGAAACGAAUGGAUGAGAUGGAUUUCUUCUCGGACAAGGCCCGAGUGCAAGAGACCGAUCUGAAGGUUCCCAGUCUCAAUCAUAUCAAGAAGGAGGACUCAGAUGAGGCUGCAAAUAGAUCGAAUUUCAACGUAAAUACGGGUUUAGGCCUUCUUACUGCCAAUAUGGGAAGCGAUCAAUCAACGGUGGAUGAUGGAGUGUCACCAAAUGGGGAUGAGAAACAAGGCAAAAAUGAGUUAGCAGCAUUGCAAGCUGAGCUAGAUCGCAUGUAUGAAGAGAAUGGGCGCUUGAAAGGAAUGCUUAAUCAAGUAGGAAACAAUUACAGCACCCUACAGAUGCAUUUUAUAUCGUUGAUGCAACGGCAGAAUCAGAAAAAUGAAAGCAACCAAGAACAUGAGGCUGUAGAUGAAAAAAUGGAAGAGAAGAAGCAUGAUCUUGGUGGUGGAGCAUUGAUGGUGCCAAGACAGUUCAUGGAUCUUGGUCCAGUGGCCACUGCAGAAACAGAUGAACCUUCUCAGUCUUCGUCGGAGGAGGAGAGAAGCCCUGACCGCUCUGCAUCUCCUCACAACAAUGCUGAAGUAGCAUCCAAUGAAUUCCACAUCACCAACAAUGGUAAAGAAAUAGUUCCUUUGGAUCAUGACAAUGCCACUGAUGGUAGAGGAAACAACAGAGAAGAAACCCCCGACGGUUGGGUCCAGAACAAAGUCCCCAAGAUGGCUUCACCCAAGAAUGUAGAACAAUCCACAGAAGCCACAAUGAGGAAAGCUCGUGUCUCCGUUCGAGCCCGAUCGGAAGCGCCCAUGAUCACAGACGGAUGCCAAUGGCGAAAAUAUGGGCAAAAGAUGGCGAAGGGAAACCCGUGCCCACGAGCUUAUUAUCGUUGCACAAUGGCGGUCGGAUGUCCGGUUCGCAAACAGGUCCAAAGAUGUGCCGAGGAUCGGUCAAUACUAAUAACUACAUAUGAAGGGAACCACAACCACCCACUUCCUCCGGCCGCCAUGGCCAUGGCGUCUACUACAUCGGCAGCAGUGGGCAUGCUGCUCUCUGGAUCAAUGUCAAGCAGUGACGGGCUAAUGAAUCCAAAUUUCUUGGCGAGGACAAUCUUGCCUUGUUCAUCAAACAUGGCGACGAUAUCCGCUUCGGCACCAUUUCCAACGGUCACAUUAGACCUCACCCACACUCCCAGCCCCUUGCAAUUCCAAAGGCCACCCACAACCCAAUUCCCAGUGCCACUCUCAAAUGCACCUCAAGGAUUUACAUCGCCGCCGACGCCACCCAUCCCACAGAUAUUUGGCCAAUCUCUCUAUAACCAAUCAAAAUUCUGUAGCCUUCAGGUCUCGCCAAACACAGACAUGGCCCAGUUCUCACACCCACAGCAAAUGCAACAGCCGGCCUUGUCGGCGGACACUGUUAAUGCGGCGACCGCAGCGAUCACGGCGGAUCCAAACUUCACGGCCGCUCUCGCAGCCGCCAUCUCUUCGAUCAUUGGUGGGGCCCACCAGACUAGCAACAACAUCUCCACCACCACUACCAAUAACAAUGACAAAAUCAGCAAUACCAGCUUUCCAUCCAAUUGAAUGUUGGUUGUGGUUUUUUUUUUUUUGGUUAAUCUCUUUUUCUUUAUUUUUCUUACUUUACUGGGGAGGAAAUUGAGAAAAUGUAUACAUGGGUGUUCUAUCUUUUGUGUUGUUGAAAGGAUAUGACACAAAUUCCAUUCUUUCUUAUUGUUUUACAUUGAAUAAUGAAAAAUAGAUGGAUUUUCUGUA